AUGCCUUCGGAUGAUGGCGCUGUAAGUUCCAACGCGGCUCUAGCUGACGAGCUCGAAGCCCUCAACUCGAUCUACGAACCGGACACGCUCGUGCUUGAACACGACACCCCCAGCGAAACCGCCGCAGUCCUCCGCCUGCCCGACCUACCAUUCUCCUUCCUCGUCACCUUCCCCCGCGAGUAUCCCGAUGUACCUCCUGCGAUCGUCGGAACGCAGUCGACCGGAGGCAGUGGACGAGGCGAGGGAGAAGCGGCAGUGAAUAUCUUACGGGACGUGCUCGCCCGAGUGUGGGCGCCCGGUCAAGUGUGUCUGUUCGACCUGGUGGAAGAAGCCGGUCCUCUGGUGCAGCAACAGCACAGGGACCAUCAGCAACAGCAUCAGCGUCAGCAUCACUAUGGCCCGGCUCAAGAUUACAGCCAAGAUGUUACGAACAGGUCCGCCUCCUCGCCCAGCCAGCGUCAUGAUGGAUCUAAUCUUCAUGACCUAUCUGAGUCCCUGUCCGACUUUACUCUGGAUUCUGAUUCCCCUGCUGCAACAGCGUCUUCCCACGUGCCUCCGCCGGCUUGGAUCCUGUCCGAGCCCCUGACGGUCAACAAGUCGACGUUUGUCGCGCGCGCGUGUCCGGUCUCGUCGCUGGCUGAGGCGAUGGACUCGAUUUCGCAUCUGAUGGCUACGAAUAAAAAGGUCGCCACUGCUACACAUAAUAUCACGGCGUGGAGGAUUCAGGUAACCAGUUCAAAGGGAAAUACGACGGCGACGACCACGACGACUACGAUCCAGGAUUGUGAUGAUGAUGGCGAGUCGGCCGCCGGUGGGAGGCUGUUGCAUCUGAUGCAGUUGAUGGAUGUGUGGAAUGUGCUGGUCGUUGUGACGCGGUGGUAUGGCGGUGUCAAGCUGGGCCCGGAUCGCUUCCGGUGUAUCAAUUCGGUCGCGAGGGAGGUUUUGGUCAAGGGAGGCUUUGCGAAGGAGGAGGCUGAGAAGACCAAGGGGAAGGGGAAAGGUAAGAAGUGA
This is a messenger RNA of Capronia coronata CBS 617.96, 1011 nucleotides long. RefSeq lists its product as uncharacterized. Gene Ontology annotation, cellular component: cytoplasm. Bases 1 to 1011 code for a protein of 336 amino acids. The transcript has a single exon. Gene Ontology annotation, molecular function: protein binding. Gene Ontology annotation, biological process: regulation of translational initiation. The record is from RefSeq and is a predicted model, not a curated record. NCBI's taxonomy places the organism in Eukaryota, Fungi, Ascomycota, Eurotiomycetes, Chaetothyriales, Herpotrichiellaceae.